Molecule: messenger RNA, 495 nt
Organism: Linum trigynum
Lineage: Eukaryota; Viridiplantae; Streptophyta; Magnoliopsida; Malpighiales; Linaceae
Source: the annotation of a GenBank genome assembly
AUGUUUGUAGAGGGAAAGAAGACUCCGUCGGAAUGUGACUGUGUGAUUGGGAGGACACAUGGGCUCCCAUGCAGUUGUCGAAUCAACUCCUUUAAAGGAGCGGGAGACCAUUUUCAGAUAACACACUUGGCACCAUUAUGGUCUACUUUGGACUAUGCAAACCCUCAUGAUGCAAGACGGUUCGAAGACAAUGACGCCAAUGAUCUUCAGAUUUUUCAUGAUCUAGUGGCUGAGGUGUGUAGACGUGGUCCAUUUGGACAAACCUUUUUACCUAUGAUAGCCAAGCCAGGGGUAGCUCGCCCUAGCAAUGAGUUGGUGUUGUGUAACACCGGCAACCAUUGGGUGCGCCUUGACUUUGAGGAGGAUUCAAUACAAAUGCCUCCAUUCACCUUCCUAUGGACCCAUUUCCGUGACAAAAUGAGUACUCAAGGGUGGGAGCAGUUGUUCAAGGACGAGCGAGAUCUUUACUUCGCACUUGGGGGUCAUCAUGACUAG